CCACCGUCCGACUCCUCGUGUUCGCGGCUUGCAGCGACAUUCCUAUCCUCCUCCACCUUCUACAUAACAUCAUCGAUAUCGUUAAGAGAUGGCGUCUGUUAAGGCUGCGUUCUCCGUCUUCGUUGACGAGGCCACAGUGGCUGAGUCGUCGACGACUUUGAAAACAACUUCUACUAUCACCACGGCUACCUCCAUUACUACCAUAUCGUCUUCCUUCUCAGUCUUUCUCGAGCACGAGAAGGAGAACAUCGACCCCUUGACGGGUCUCCGCGUCAACGCCCCCGCGCCCAAGUCCAAGAAGCGCAAGGCUGUCCUCGCCUCCAAGGCAGCUCAGCCUUUGUUGGAGAACUUCAACCCCCUCAAGUCGAAGGCCGAUGGCGACACCAAGAAAUCGAAACCCAAGGCUGGGUCUAGCAAGAAGAAGACCACCAAGGCUCGGAAGCCCAAGGCCCGGUCCCGGUCCCCCUCCCUCCCCAUCCUCCAGGAGGACGAAGAAGAGCUGCCGCGAUCCCAGGCCGACAUUGAUUCGCGCUGCUACGAGCUCACUGUCCUGCCGCUCGCCGAUGUUAGCGAGGCGUACGAGGGUGGCUCGCCGUCGAAGAGGCGAGCUCUCCCCCCUUCCCCGGUUAAAAUGCAAAGGGAUAAAUCCCUCGAACCCGAAAUCAGCGAUACUUUCAUACCCUCCGCUCUCGACCUUGGCAUCAAGCCCCGCCUUCGGAGCACCUCGCCCGCCGCUGAGGCUCCCCAGACCUUCUCCACCCCUGAGAGGAAACAAAUCUAUUCGAACUUUACUUUCUCCUCGCCGUCGAAGUCCGCUGAGCGUUACCGGCGGGUGCGAGAGCGCAGCCUGUCCCCGGAGGAGGCCGAUACCCUCGAGUUAUAGGAGCCCGUCCUCGCUCCUCCUUCUAUCAUCAUUAUUCCUUUUCUCAAUUGCUUGUUGCCUAUGCCUAUCUUUUCGACCAACUCCGCUUCACGAUCUCGCACGUCCACUGUCACUCUUGUCAAUGCCACCCACGAUCGCACCGACUACGUUCCGGCUUCAAGACAUGACGUUUCGCUCUACCUCAUCGCAUCUAUCAUCAUCUUCUAUUCUACCUCGAUCUCGCUUAUGACUCGGACUCCGCCCUCGGUGGCACGCAUCUAUGGUUACGACCACUAGGCUCAAGGCCUGAAUCUCACGUCCCAUUAUCUCUCUUCCAUUUCUCUUUCUCUUGCUUGCACAUGCUCUCUCUCGCGUUGUCUCCUGUACAUUAUCUCCCUCCCUCUCCCAUUCUCCUUGAUGUACAUAGCCUCCCUCCCCCCCCUCAUGCAUAUUUUCCUCGCACUCACGCUCCUCUGCAUAUUUAUCCGCAUUGGCCUGACAUUCUCGUAGCUCGCACCGUAUAUCAUUAUGCGUGUAUGUUAUUGUAGUCUGUCUAGUGCGACGUCUCCUGUACAAUUCUAAUUUCUUGGGAAACUGAAGCUCUG
This is a messenger RNA of Gloeophyllum trabeum ATCC 11539, 1467 nucleotides long. RefSeq lists its product as uncharacterized. The transcript is spliced from 2 exons. Lineage: Eukaryota; Fungi; Basidiomycota; Agaricomycetes; Gloeophyllales; Gloeophyllaceae. The coding region runs from base 89 to 883 and encodes 264 amino acids. The record is from RefSeq and is a predicted model, not a curated record.